Messenger RNA from Polypterus senegalus (gray bichir), 1803 nucleotides. It is a transcript of the gene ap5s1, whose product is annotated as adaptor related protein complex 5 subunit sigma 1. Gene Ontology annotation, biological process: endosomal transport; double-strand break repair via homologous recombination. Lineage: Eukaryota; Metazoa; Chordata; Cladistia; Polypteriformes; Polypteridae. The record is from RefSeq and is a predicted model, not a curated record. The transcript is spliced from 3 exons. The coding region runs from base 317 to 913 and encodes 198 amino acids. Gene Ontology annotation, cellular component: AP-type membrane coat adaptor complex; lysosome; cytosol.
ACCGCGGGUUCUCUUUAUCCCACCCACACCCAAUCAGAACUUUCUCUCUCUCCUGGACCGACGAACGUGAAUAAACACGAAAAAUUAGAGAAGUGGAAGAGUCGGCGAUUUUAAAUCUGUGACGAUAACGAAAGACAUAUGUUUAUGUAUAAGAGAUUAUUUAAUGCAUAAUGACAUUUAAUAAUGAUUCUGUUUUAAACGAUUGUGAGUUCGUCGCUGUGUGAAAGCGUCAAAGUCAAAGACAAAAUAUUGGCUUUUGCUACAUUAUUGUGUCUCGCAGCUUAUCCUGCUGCAUUGUGCAUGUGAGUGGUUGAACAUGGUUCAUGCCUUUGUCAUCCACACCCUCUGCCCUGGAAAUGCUGGUUCUGGGUCAGUGUGUAGAGUCCUGUACUCAAAGAUGUUUAGCAUCGAGACCUUAGAGGCCACAAGUGAAAACCGUGAAGUAACUCGGCUCAAGCAGAAGGAGCAGAUAGCAGCGGUGGCCAGGCAAGUCACGUCAGCUUGCAGUUUGUCACGCCAGGCUGUAGGGAAGUCCAUUCUUGACUUAUCCCAGACCACUUUGGAUGAAUCUUCUGCCCUUCUGGAUGCUGACUAUGGCAUAUUUAGACUAUUAGCCGGUGAACCCUUCCAGCAGGAAAAGGUGGUGUUAUGGCUGGGGGUAAUCUCUGUUGGCUUCACAAUGGUCUGUGAACCUCAUGAUAAUCUUCUGCUGGCAGAGAAUGUUCUACGUACACUAGCUUCUCAUUGCUUGGAGCACUUGCGCCUUCUGGGACCAGGCACUGACAUCCUUCUAAAAGCUGACCGUACUGAGGCCAUCCUUAAUCGGUUUCUGCCUCAUGGCCAGCUUUUGUUUACUAAUCAUCGCUUCAUGCAGGCUUUGGAAAAGGAUCUUGGGGCUUACAUGGCCAAGUAGUUUGUCUGCUGUGUAAAGAAUCAGACUUUUUACUGUGUGUCAUUUGUAAAUGCCAAAUAAGGAAGUGUUCAGAAACAACCUAUAGUAACUACUGGCCAUCAGUUGGGAGUUUCUGUAGUUAAAUUCAAAAAUGAAUAUCUGCAACCUUGUAUUUUUGUCUGCUUGGCAUUUCGCCUUUUAUUGUCUGCCAAACUGGCGAAAUUCCCUUUGAUUUUCAAAAGUUGAAAGUGUGCAUCUACAAAAUUAUUCCACAUGGUGGCAGCCACCAGCAACAAUUAUCAAGUGGGAAAGCAAUUUUUUGUUCUUCAUUUUGCAAACGUUGUUAUGGCGUUUUUGCUUUUAAAUCUGAAGUGAAGAGGGGAUUAAGAGUGGUAACCAAGUAAUGCCUGCUGUUUCUUUUUUGCUGUAAUCACACCUAAUAUAACCUUUUAUUAUGAAUGUAUUAAUUUUCCCAUCUUUGGGUAAUAUUAGCUCCUGCUGUGGUUUUCUAUUGCUGGAGUUGUGAAUCUAGACAAGCCCUACCAGCACAGUAGGAGCCUUUUCAAACUGUUCAUUCUAAGUUGUCUGAAACUCAAAUGCCUUGACUUCAAGAGAUCAAUAUCCUUUUUAAUUGGAUUAAGAGUUGAAGACUAUAUUUUAGGUGUUCUGUUUAAAUUCACCUGAAGCUUUACUUACAAGCACCAACUGAAAAUGGUGACAAAAGACUUUAGGAAUAAUUUACAUGUGCUCAUUCUGGUUGGAUGCAGUAUGCAUGGCUUGAACACACAUCAUGUUCUGGUUUUUACAGUACUUUUGAGUUCUUUUCCCAUAGUUGGGGUGUUUGUAAGAAUACUUCUAAUGUACAGUGUAAAUAAUGACGCACAGGAUAACAAUGGCUGAAUCAUUUAAGA